AUCACCUGUUUCACCAAGGGUUCUUAAGCUUCAGAAAAUGGAUUGUUGAGUCCGACGUCCUUCCUCCCGAGGUUCACAUCAUGUUGUCCGAUAUUCUACGAGGGUCAGGCCAUGUGGAUGACAUCUUCCCCUACUUCAUGCAGCACUGUAAACAGAUCUUCCCCAUGUUGGACUGCAUGGACGAUCUCCGCAAGAUCAGCGACUCCAGGGACCCAGCCAGCUGGUACUCUGAGGCGCGUGCCAUACACAGGAAGAUAGUGUUCCAUGCGGGUCCCACGAACAGUGGAAAGACGUACCACGCGUUGGAGAGGUUCUCACAGGCCAAGUCUGGGAUCUACUGUGGACCCCUCAAACUACUGGCCAACGAGGUGCACCAAAAAACAAACGACAGGGGGGUCCCUUGUGAUCUGGUGACAGGAGAAGAGAGGGUGUACGCGCGGGAAGACGGACAGCCCUCCGGUCACGUGUCCUGUACUGUUGAGAUGACCAACAUCCACCAGCCAUAUGAGGUGGCAGUGGUGGACGAGAUCCAGAUGAUAAAGGACCCCCAGCGAGGGUGGGCGUGGACCCGCGCCCUGCUGGGUCUGUGUGCCGAGGAGAUCCACCUGUGUGGGGAGCCUGCAGCCAUCGAUCUGGUCACAGAGAUGAUGCUGUCUACAGGGGAGGAGUUGGAGGUCAGAAGAUACAAAAGGCUGACAGGUCUGACCUACCUGAAGGAGCCGCUGGGUUCCUUAAACAACCUGAGACCAGGGGACGCCAUCGUCUGCUUCAGCAAGGCAGACAUCUUCCAGCUGAGCAGGCAGAUAGAGGCCAUGGGGAAGGAGUGUGCAGUUAUAUACGGCAGCCUCCCCCCAGGAACUAAACUAGCCCAGGCUAAGAAGUUCAACAACCCUGAUGACCCCUGCAAGAUUCUGGUGGCUACAGAUGCUAUAGGCAUGGGCAUCAACUUGAGCAUCAAGCGAGUCAUCUUCAACUCCCUGAUCAAGCCCACCCUGAAUGAGAAGGGAGAGAAGGAGAUGGACAACCUGAGCACGUCGCAGGCCCUGCAGAUCGGGGGGCGGGCGGGAAGGUUUGGCACACACUUCCAGGACGGGGAGGUCACCACCAUGCACAAGGAGGACCUACAGACGCUUCACGACAUCGUCCAACAACCGGUAGAACCUAUCGAGGCUGCUGGACUCCACCCAACUGCUGAACAGGUGGAGAUGUUUGCGUACCAGCUACCUGAUGCCAGCAUGUCCAACCUCAUUGACAUUUUCAUCAACCUGGCACAGGUGGACUCCCGAUACUUUGUGUGCAACAUCGAGGACUUCAAGUUCCUGGCAGACAUGAUCCAGCACAUCCCGCUGAACCUGAGAGCUCGCUAUGUCUUCUGCUGCGCCCCUAUCAACAAGAAACAACCCUUCCUCUGUACAUCCUUCCUCAAGUUUGCCCGUCAGUUCAGCCGCGGGGAGCCCAUCACGUUUGACUGGGUGUGUCGCCUGAUUGGUUGGCCCGUUGCCAUGCCCAGGACCAUUCGAGAGCUGAUGUACCUGGAGUCCAUACAUGAUGUCCUGGAUGUGUACCUGUGGCUCAGCUACCGUUUCAUGGACAUGUUCCCAGACGGGGGACUCAUCCGAAUGAUCCAGCGCGAACUGGACCUACUCAUCCAGGAAUCUGUGUACAGAAUCACCAGACUCAUCCGGCAGAGCGAAUCACAGACGUCUAGCGGCACGUCCGUCAGCGAAGACGAGAUUCCGCGUACGAGGAGGCCGAAGGGACACAUGUCGGGGAUCCCAAAAUUCGACGAAAUGGUGGAGGGUGUAAAGGUUUCGCCAGCAAAACACGGAGCAACAAAAACAAUAGAGGGUGAUUCGGAGACUGAAGAAAGGGGACAUAAACAUCGCUUGAGUGACAAACUUGUUCAGGAGGGCGUGAUUACGCAAAGUAUGCUGGAUAAGUUACGGAAAGAGUGGGAGAGACAGUCGGACAGCGAUGGCAAUUUGAACAACAAAACAAGGAAAAAAAGAGGUCGAAAGAGCAAAUAUUAGAACCACAGCCAAGCUUAUUAGUGUUUAUGUUGUUUUUUUCUUCAGGUUUUCAUAAUUAUAACAUUUAUCACUGUGACAGACUUUGUACUGGCACCUGCUUUUUCCUCCAGUAGUUAAAACAUAUAAUAAAGAUGUGCUUCUCAAUCUCUUUUUUAUGAGCAGACUGCAAUAAUUAUAUAUCAAUUAAAUAUGUACAUGUACAUAGCGCAAACAGGUUGCAAUUUUGGCCAUAAUAGAACAAAUGCAUUGCUGGAUUUUGAACUAAAGAGCAGUGCACAACUGGAGGUUCCAGGUAUGAACACUUGGAUCACUUUAUGAGACCAAAAGAUAUCUGCCACUCAAAAUCAUGACAUUUUCUGGAACAAAGAACAUCUACAGUUCCCGACACAGUUGCCAAUUGGAACACAUUGUGCUAGACUGCGAAAUUUUACCUUUCACUUCCCAAAUAUGGUUUUGUAAGAUUAUCUUACUAUCAACUUGUAUCAAGGGACUUUCUAGAUGAUGGUCAUUAUAAAAAAGUUCAGAAUUUCUAAAAUAUGUUGGUUUGUAUUCAUUAUCACUAA
Branchiostoma floridae (Florida lancelet) is the source of this 2593-nucleotide messenger RNA. Its product is annotated as ATP-dependent RNA helicase SUPV3L1, mitochondrial-like. Gene Ontology annotation, cellular component: mitochondrial degradosome. NCBI's taxonomy places the organism in Eukaryota, Metazoa, Chordata, Leptocardii, Amphioxiformes, Branchiostomatidae. Gene Ontology annotation, molecular function: RNA helicase activity; ATP binding; hydrolase activity, acting on acid anhydrides. The record is from RefSeq and is a predicted model, not a curated record. Gene Ontology annotation, biological process: mitochondrial RNA 3'-end processing; RNA catabolic process.